Trichomonas vaginalis G3 is the source of this 518-nucleotide messenger RNA. RefSeq lists its product as uncharacterized. The transcript has a single exon. The annotation marks the transcript as partial. The record is from RefSeq and is a predicted model, not a curated record. Lineage: Eukaryota; Parabasalia; Trichomonadida; Trichomonadidae.
AUGGAUUUGGAAACAGCACGUGCAAAUUAUCCAAACAGACUAGAGAGGUUAGAAGAAGAACGUCUUAUGGACAUGCCUUUCGAUGUUAGUGAACCUCAAGUUGAAGGACACGACGGCUUUGCCAGAUUCUACUGGAAACAUGACGAACAAUUGCAUCCUUUGAGAAGGAAAAAAGGAAAAGGUGAAGACGCACAUGCUCCCAUGGAAAGAACAAGAUAUGCAUAUGAAAAGUAUCGUGAAGUUAGAAGUCAAAUUACAUCUGGUCGAACCUUUACAGUAAACUUUGACGAAGGAAAGAACAAAGAAGGCUUCAUGGGAGUACUUGCUGCCAUUCAAGACGGAAAUAAGAAAGGAUACAAUCUCAGACUAACCGUAACAGAUUUAGAUGGUCACAUUUACUAUGCGCAUGGCAAUGAACAAACAGCCGCACAACUUCUUGACGCUUUCAAGACUACAAAGAGAGAACAAAUGGUUGACUCCGACUCAGACAUUUUGAAUGCAAUUGAAGGAAUUGCAAG